AUGAAGAAACGAAUCGUGAUAUUCGGCGGCACUGGGAACACCGGUCUCUGUUCUCUAAGAACCGCCGUAGAAAAUGGUCUGGAGGUGAGAGCUUUUGUAAGAGACAAAGAUAAGGUUCCUGAGGAUCUUAGAAAUAAAGUUGAACUAAUUGUUGGAGAUGUUAUUAAUGCAAAGGAAGUUGCAAAUGCGGUAGCUGGUAGAGAUGCCGUUGUGGUAACACUUGGCACCAGGACAGAUUUGAGUCCUACUACCGUAAUGUCUCAAGGCAUGAAAAAUAUAAUAGAAGCCAUGAAAGCACAUAAUGUUGAACUGGUGUCUGUAUGCCUAUCAGCAUUUUUAUUCCUCAAAUUUGAAGCAGUGCCUGCUAUAUUUAGAGCUAUAACUGAAGACCAUCAGCGCAUGUUCAACCUGAUCAAAUCGAGUGGUUUAAAAUGGGUGGCGAUAUUGCCACCGCAUAUUGCAGAGACACCAAAAUCCAAGUACACUGUUACAUUCGAUUCUUCGCCUGGACGAGUAAUCUCUAAACAUGACCUGGGUACGUUUCUUGUUGAAUGUCUUGAGAAUCCUGAUUAUUACCAAAAGAUCUGUGGCAUUGCGACCGUGUCAUAAUGCGAGAAAUGGUAGGGAUGUAAAAACAAUAAGAUGCAUGUAUCUUUUUCUAGUGGAAAAAUAAAUAUAUAUAUUUAUGUA
Messenger RNA from Mycetomoellerius zeteki, 690 nucleotides. RefSeq names its product flavin reductase (NADPH). The record is from RefSeq and is a predicted model, not a curated record. Bases 1 to 609 code for a protein of 202 amino acids. Gene Ontology annotation, molecular function: biliverdin reductase [NAD(P)H] activity; riboflavin reductase (NADPH) activity. NCBI's taxonomy places the organism in Eukaryota, Metazoa, Arthropoda, Insecta, Hymenoptera, Formicidae. The transcript is spliced from 5 exons.